Hydra vulgaris (swiftwater hydra) is the source of this 1569-nucleotide messenger RNA. Its product is annotated as zinc finger MYM-type protein 1-like. Gene Ontology annotation, molecular function: protein dimerization activity. NCBI's taxonomy places the organism in Eukaryota, Metazoa, Cnidaria, Hydrozoa, Anthoathecata, Hydridae. The record is from RefSeq and is a predicted model, not a curated record.
AUGAGUAAACAUAUUCAACGAAUAACAAAAAGUGAAAUUCACACCACCUAUCUCGGAAAAACUAUUCAAAAUGAAAUUGUUGAAUUGCUUGCUAAUAAAAUCAAAAAUGACAUCUUAGCAAAACUAGAGCGAGCAAAGUACUACUCACUUAUUUUAGACUGUACCCCCGAUAUAAGCCACAUGGAGCAGAUGACAGUUGUUUUUAGGUUUGUCAGUGCAACUGAAUCAUCUUCGGAAAAACCAGCUGAAGUCGUAGUUUCUGAACACUUCGUAACUUUUCUUGAAUUACAAGACACAACGGGAGCAAAUAUGACAAAAGUUGUUAUCGAUAAGUUGCAGGAAUUAGGCGUAAAUCUUGAUGACAUGAGGGGACAAGGGUACGAUAAUGGAGCCAACAUGCGCGGAAAAUAUAAUGGUGUGCAAGCCAGAAUUCGUCAACUAAAUCCUCGAGCUUUUUUCGUUCCUUGUAGUGCCCACUCGCUCAACUUGGUAUUGAACGAUGCAGCUAAUUGUUCAUCAACUCACCGUUGGAGUAUAUUAUUAAACCACCUAAGCGAUCUGACUAUAAAACCGUUAAGUGCCACUCGUUGGGAAAGCAGGGUCGGUGCCGUACGGGCACUUCGAUUUCAGAUUAGUGGAGUUUACGAUGCACUAAUUGAAAUCGCAGAAGACAAUACAUUAACUACUGCACCACAAGUCAAGAGUCGCGCAGAGGCUAAGGGAAUAGCCAGAAAUAUUUCAAAUUUCAAAUUUGUUUGCUCCUUGGUAUUAUGGUAUGACAUUUUAUUCCAAAUUAAUAUUGUCAGCAAAAUGCUCCAAUCACAGGCUUUAGACUUGUCGCUUGCUCUAGAGCAUUUAAACGCUACCAAAUCUUUCCUAUGCGAUUAUCGCUGUGAUGAAGAAUUUGCCGCAAUGGUUGAAAAUGCAAAAAAAUUGGCAGUUGAACUAGAAAUUUUUGAAGGAUUUGAUGUGGAUGAUCCCGUACGUGUACGCAGAAAGAGUAGACAAUUCCUAUACGAAGGUCGUGAUGAACCGAUAGUAUCACCAGAACAAAACUUCAGAGUAUCUUUUUUCAAUCGAAUAUUGGACAUCGCAAUUCAAGCAAUAAAUGAAAGAUUUACGCAAUUAUCGGAAUAUAACGAGUUAUUUGGGUUUCUUUACAAUAUCGGCAGCAAACCCUUAACGGAUGAUGAGUUAUUGAAACACUGUAAGGACUUGCAUUUAGCGCUUAUGUCUGAUGACCAAUCUGAUAUCAACGGGGUCGAACUUUGGUAUGAAAUUAAAGCUAUUGGGAGACGACUUGAUACUUCGAAUAGCGAUCCAAAAAGUGUAUUAACAUGUAUUUACACAUCUAAUGUUGUCGAAGUAUUCCCAAACCUUUCGAUAGCUCUUCGCAUACUACUAACGUUACCAGUCACAGUUGCUAGUGUUGAAAGAAGCUUUUCAAAGCUGAAAAUAAUAAAAUCCUAUUUGAGAUCACAAAUGUGUCAAGAUCGUUUAGUUGGUCUAGCUACGAUUUCCAUCGAAAAAGAAAUUGCUGAUCAUUUGGACAUUAAAAGAUUUGAUUAA